CCUCUUCUUCUUCCUUUUUCUCCCUUCAAGGAAAGUUCUUACAUUUUUAAACUUGAGAAAAUAUCGUAGACCCAGUCAACUUCUCUAGGAGAGGAGUUGCAGGAAUACAAGUCCUGAGCCAAAGGUGAUCUUUUAAGAAUCAUGCACUCCAUGAUAUAUGAAAAACUUCUCUUCUCUUCUUUCCUUUCGUUUCUCUUUUGUGUUUCUAUUUCACAACUAUGAUGAUGUUUAAUACCAGCACCAAAAAUAUUUACUGGCAUAACACGAUGAUUUUUGCUUCAAUCUAUGCUUCUUUCCUUCUGUGCAGCCACCACAUCAUCUUGAUCGCCGCAAACACUUCACCUCUUUAUAUUCCCCUAGAUAACAUAGCUCUUGAUUGUGGAUCACCUAGCAACGGACCUGACAUGAAUCACCGAAACUGGAUUGCAGAUACCAAUUUCUUCGAUCUACAACACAACGCAUCAACACCUCUACAAGCCAAUGAGUCCGCUUCUAGAAAAGGACUCGAUUCUGUACCCUAUGCAACUGCACGCCUCUCCUUCUCCCAGUUCACUUACUCAUUCCCUAUAACCACCGCAGGACCAAAAUUUGUUCGCCUCUACUUCUACCCUGCUUCUUACUCCGAUUUCGAUAUGUCAAAUGCAUAUUUCUCUGUCCAAGCUGGUCGCUAUACCCUGCUUAGCAAUUUCAGCUCUGUCCUCCACAGUAAGAAUCUUAGUCUGCCAGGAUUUGUUAAAGAAUUCUGCUUAAAUGUUGAAGAGGGUCAAAACUUAUUGAACCUAACUUUCACUCCAACGCCUAACAUGCCUGAUGCAUAUGCUUUCAUCAAUGGGAUUGAAAUUGUAUCCAUGCCUGCCAAUCUUUAUUACUCCGCAGAGAAUGAUGUAGGGUUCCCUUCUGUUGGCUCGCUCAACUCAGUUAUGCGCAUUGAGUCCAAUAUUGCUUUACAGUUGAUGUAUCGAAUAAACGUAGGCGGACAGUCAGUCUCACCCCAGAAUGACAAAGGCAUGUUUCGAAGCUGGGACGGAGACACGGACUACAUAAUACUUGAAAGUCAAAGCGCUUUAGCUCAUAACAAUGUUACGCAGCUUAAAUACAGAGACAAUAUUACUCGUUACUCUGCACCUGAUGAAGUCUAUAAUACCUCUAGGAUGAUGGGGCUGAACGCGACAAUAAAUGAAAAACACAAUCUUACAUGGCAAUUUCAGGUGGAUUCUGAUUUCAUUUAUCUAGUUCGGUUUUACUUUUGUGAGUUUUAUCCUAAGAUAACUCAAAAGGGUGACAGAGUUUUUCUCAUCUACAUGGCUAAUCAAACUGCUGAGGAUUAUGCAGAUGUGAUUAAAUGGAGUGGCGGAAAUGGGAUUCCUGUAUACAAAGAUUAUGCAGUCAAGAUGGAACCUAAAGGAAGUGAAAAGUUCCAAAAACUUGCUAUUGCUCUGCAUCCUAAACCAGAGGACAGAACUCGUGCCGCUUCUGCAAUUCUAAAUGGCCUUGAAAUCUUCAAAUUGAGUGUUUCGGACAAUCUCGCCAGUCCAAAUCCUGACAUACCCCUAUCUAAUACACCGUCUGCUGCGACUCCCAUCCCAAAAUCAUCUAAGUCUAAUAUAAGCGCCAUUAUUGGUGGAGCUGUUGCAGGCUUUGUGGCACUCUCUCUUCUGUUAUUCUUUAUUUACUGGCGCAGGUCAAAAAGCAAGCAGUCAGGUUUUAAUGAUGGAGCUUCACGGUUGGAUCAAUUUUCUACUGCUUCGACCAAGUCUGCUAAGACCCAAGGCUCAACUCUACCUUCUGAUCUUUGUCGCCGCUUUUCAUUGCCUGAGAUCAAAGAGGCCACCAACAACUUUGAUAGUGUAUUUAUUAUAGGUGUUGGAGGGUUUGGUAAUGUGUAUAGAGGUUUAAUUAAUGAUGGGGCCGUUACUGUUGCGAUUAAACGGUUGAAUCCAGGAUCGGAACAGGGAGCACACGAGUUCAAGACUGAGAUCGAGAUGCUCUCUCAGCUACGAUACCUCCAUUUAGUCUCUUUAAUUGGUUAUUGCUAUGAAGAUAAUGAAAUGAUCCUAGUUUAUGAUUACAUGGCUCGAGGGACACUUCGCGAUCACCUCUACAAGACAGAUAAUCCUCCACUAACCUGGAUUCAAAGGCUAGAAAUUUGCAUCGGCGCUGCACGCGGAUUGCAGUACCUUCAUUCAGGUGCUAAGAACACCAUCAUUCAUCGUGAUGUGAAGACAACAAAUAUCUUGUUGGAUGAGAAAUGGGCGGCGAAGGUUUCAGAUUUCGGUUUGUCUAAAGUAGGCCCCAGUAGCAUGUCAAAACCUCACAUCAGUACAGUAGUGAAAGGUAGUUUUGGCUACUUAGAUCCUGAAUACUAUCGUCUUCAGAGAUUGACAGAAAAAUCUGAUGUCUACUCAUUUGGGGUAGUAUUGUUUGAAGUACUGUCAGCUAGACCGCCGGUGAGUAAAUCAUCAUUUAACAAGCCGGUAAGCCUAGCAGAAUGGGCUAGGCAAUGCUACCGCAAAGGAACGCUUGAUGACAUUGUUGAUCCACAUCUGAAAGGCAAGAUUGCACCGGAUUGUCUGAAAAAAUUCUUUGAGCUUGCAGUGAGUUGCUUGCUUGACAAUGGAAUGGAUAGGCCGUCAAUGAGUGAUGUGGUUUGGGGGCUCGAAUUUGCAUUACAACUGCAGGAAACUGCUAUCAAGCAGGACAGAAACCAAACUGAAAUGGACAUUGAUAUGGAGACCCCCGUAAAAGGGUCCUCUAUCGAUGAUAGCAGUGAUGAUUUGUUCAGUUCUGGCAGUGGACUUGUGAUAGGUUCCAGGCUGAGUGGAAUGACAUUAACAAGUAGCAGUGAUGAUCAAAGUUUUCUUAGCAACGUUUCUGAUCAGAAAAUGCUGUCCAAUGUUGUAUUCUCUCAGAUUAUGAACCCCGAUGGACGAUGAGAGACAGUGUUUAUUAGCUUGCUAAUAGUCGAGUGUUUUGAGGGGGAUUAGCUCAGUUAUAAGUGAUACUAUAAGAUGUCAUAUUGAUAAUUUUGUUAUGUUUCUUCGAUCUUCCUUUUUUCAGAAUCAAAUUCUGUGAUAAUAUGGAAAAGAUAGCAUUAUUUCCA
This is a messenger RNA of Ricinus communis (castor bean), 3100 nucleotides long. RefSeq names its product receptor-like protein kinase FERONIA. NCBI's taxonomy places the organism in Eukaryota, Viridiplantae, Streptophyta, Magnoliopsida, Malpighiales, Euphorbiaceae. Gene Ontology annotation, molecular function: ATP binding; protein kinase activity. The record is from RefSeq and is a predicted model, not a curated record. The transcript has a single exon. Bases 219 to 2933 code for a protein of 904 amino acids. Gene Ontology annotation, biological process: protein phosphorylation.